AUGUUGUUAAUGGUACAAAGCUCAGCUUUCCUCAUCUCAUGUUCAACCAUCUUCUUGCAUAUGGGGACCAUCGCAACGAUGGGUAUCUCCGGCCCCUUCUCUCCUUUUAUCACUCAUAUCCUCCACUGCCUUGGUAUCGAUCUCGAAGAGAAAAUCUCUACUGCUAAUGCCCUUGACACCCUUCGAGCUCAACACGUGCUUCGACGAGUGGAUGCAAGGGUAGGUGUCCGGAAGAAGCUUCUCACCGCCCAAGGGGGAGACGAGUACUAUCGUCCAAAUGGGGCUGAGCUCUUUGAAACUGGCAUGUGA
Messenger RNA from Linum trigynum, 309 nucleotides. Lineage: Eukaryota; Viridiplantae; Streptophyta; Magnoliopsida; Malpighiales; Linaceae. The record is from the annotation of a GenBank genome assembly.